Molecule: messenger RNA, 1179 nt
Organism: Cervus elaphus (red deer)
Lineage: Eukaryota; Metazoa; Chordata; Mammalia; Artiodactyla; Cervidae
Gene: IER3
Product: immediate early response 3
Exons: 2
Coding region: 45-515 (156 amino acids)
Biological process (GO): DNA damage response; negative regulation of apoptotic process
Cellular component (GO): nucleus
Source: RefSeq, a predicted model, not a curated record
CGGGACUGCGGGGCCACUCGUCCUUCGGCUCAGCUCAGCGCACAAUGUGUCACUCUCGCAGCUCCCUCCCCACCAUGACCGUCCUGCGGGCUCCGACCCCGGUCUCCUCCACCAGCCCGGGACCCCGACGGGGCUCCGGUCCAGAGAUCUUCACCUUCGACCCUCUCCCGGAGCCCGCGGUGGCCCCCGCCGCGCGCCCAAGCGCCACCCGCGGGCACCGAAAGCGCAGCCGUAGGGUCCUCUACCCACGAGUGGUCCGGCGUCAGCUGCCAGUCGAGGAUCCGAACCCUGCCAAAAGGCUGCUCUUUAUCCUGCUGACCAUCAUCUUCUGCCAGAUCCUAAUGGCUGAAGACGGUGCGUCUGCACCCCUGGCCCCGGAGGACACCUCCAACGCGCCGUCCCCCGCGCCCACCGCUGCAGCCCCGGUCUUCGAGCCCCUUAAUCUGACCUCGGAGCCCUCGGACUACGCUUUGGAUCUCAGCACUUUUCUCCAGCAACACCCGGCCGCCUUCUAACCGGGACUCCCCACAUCCCCACAAAGAACCUGAAAAACCAAGAAACACUGGGUGUACCUGGUGCGCAAGAGCGUAUCCCAAACUGGGACUCGCGAGGCAACUCGCACUCAGAACACUACGGCGGAGACGCCAGUCCGAGCCUGGGAGAGACAGGAACCGGCACGCCGGGGCUAGGCCGGGUGGGGAAGGAGUGCGUCGUUAACUUAUUUCUCAUUGCUCCUAAUAAUAUUUAUGUGUAUUUAUGUGUGUCCCCUAGGUGAUGGAGGGGUGUGUGUAAUAUUUAUUUUAACUUAUGCAGGAGUGCGAGAUGUGCACCUUGCUGCAAAUGCAGGUCUCUGGGUAUUUAUUGGGCUCUGUGGGAUUGGUGGAGGCAAGCACCCAGAACUGAGGGAGGCCGGGAAAAGGGAUGGAGGAAGCCCGGGUCGAGAUGGCGCCCGGGCUGGGAGUCAAGGACGGUGGUGGGUCGUAGUGACACUCUCAGUCCUCCAGCAUCUCAACUCGUGAGUCUGUGAAGAUUCGGGGAGCCGUUGAGAAUAAGGUCCCUGGCCUUCGAUCUCCUCCAAGUUGCCUCCAAGGGGGUGGCUGCGGGGUCGGUGGGCUGUCAGGAGGCUGGGGUCGCCCCGUAUGUUCUAUGAACACAAAUAAACUUGAUUUAUUGUCAGCA